Messenger RNA from Insectozyma verbasci, 1272 nucleotides. The record is from the annotation of a GenBank genome assembly. Lineage: Eukaryota; Fungi; Ascomycota; Pichiomycetes; Serinales; Debaryomycetaceae.
AUGACUUUAUCUUCAAGAAGAAGAGCACUUAGAGAAUCAGUUAAAGAAAAUAUUCGUAGAGCUGAAAAAUCAGAUGAUGAAAAAGAAGAAGAUAUGCAAUUGAAUAAUGAUCCUACUGUUGGUGCUGCUAAUGAAGGAACUACCAAAAAUGCUACCAAUACUAAUUUAAAUUUAAAUAAAUCAAAUAAAAAUUAUGAUGUAGAUGAUGAUUUUAGUGAAGAAGAUAAUGAUUAUGCACCUGAACAAGAAGAGGAAGAAGAAGAAGAAGAAGAUUUAGAUGAUGAUGACCUUGUAACCAAAAGGAAAGGUGCCACUGGUAAAAGAAAAUUAUCACAAACUACAUCGAGUCCAGAAACUGAUGAUCCAAAUUUACCACGUAAACAAACAAGAACAAUUUUCAAAAAUAUUGAUGACCCAUCUUCAACAACUUGUGAAAAAUGUGGAAAAGAAUUUCGUAAUGUCAUUGAUAAACGUAAUCAUCGUAGAACUCAUUCACAACCAAAGAAACAUGAAUGUACUAUAUGUGGAAAAAAAUUUAGUCAAAAGGCUAAUCUUGAAAUUCAUACUACUCAUGUUCAUCAUGAUCUUAUUUUAGAUCAAGAAGAUAUAAUGAAGGAUGAAUCUAAUAUCUUCGCUCAAAAUGAACAAAAAGAAUCAACUUCAUCGGCUGCUUCAAAUUCUUUUAAUUUAAAAGAUGUUAGAGUUUUUCAUUGUCAAGCGUUAAAAUGUAAUAAAGGUUUUAUUUCAUAUGAUAAAUUAAUGGCUCAUGUUGAGACUGAACAUAAAGGUGAAGAAAUUGAUAAUACUUCUCAACAUGUAGGUCUUGAAGAUCCUGAAUUAUCUCAACAACAAUCAUCUGAUCAAAAUUUUAAUAGACCAAUUAUUCCACCAUCAAUUUCUGGUUCAAAUAAUUUUGCUGAUACUGCUGCAGUUGCCGUUAAAAAAGCUAGAGCAAGAUUAGAAAAAACUCCAAAAGCUAAAAAGGAAUCAUUACCUAAAAUUCAUAAAUGUGCACAUCCAGGUUGUACUAAAAGUUUUAGCAAAGUUUCAGAUCUUACUAGACAUUAUAGAAUACAUACUGGUGAAAGACCAUAUGUUUGUGAACAUUGUGGUGCAAGUUUUAAUCAACGUUAUAGAUUAACUACGCAUGUUAGAAUUCAUACAGGUGAAAAACCAUUUACUUGUCAAUAUUGUAAUAAAACUUUUGCAAGAGGUGAUGCAGUUCAAUCUCAUAUUUUUUCAAUUCAUAGAGAUAAAGGUGCUGCUUUCUAA